AUGUUGAUUUUCGUCGCCUUGCUCUUAUCGGCAUUGAAUGCAACGGGAGGGAGUGUUGCGGAACCGAAGAAUGGGAAUGUUACUCAAGAAUACAGGACCCAUCGGUAUCAGCCAGUUAGUCCCACUCCCCGAACCGCCCAAAUGGACGAUGCGAAGACUUAUUACAAGAAUGCGAAAAUAGAGCCUGCAGAACUCGGUGACUCGUACGCUUAUGAUAAUAUAUUUAAACAUUCAGCAAUAUCUCCAUAUUCUCAAAGCAACGAGCAAUUGUCACCGUAUUCGGAGAAUCUAUUCACCAUGUCCGCUGGUUAUAAAGUGGCAAACGAUAAUUUCGCUAAACCAUCGAAACAAUCUGGUACGAAUGUACAAGUUCCGAUAUACAAAACGAAUCACCCGCUGUCAAAAGGGACACACGUGUUCUCGUCCGCGUAUCAGAAUAAGAAACCGACGAUAUACCACUUGAAUCCCCAAGAGCACCCUUCGUAUCUAUCCGCGUUUCAAAGCCAGCCGCUGGUUUUGAAUCCCUUAUCUCAGUUCCAAACAGGAAAAGUGAACAACCUGCAAUUGAGCUCGCCGUUUGCUUCGCCGCUAUCCAGUUUCCAGAGCCACGUAGUCCCGAUUUCCACCGCGAGCAAUAAUCUACAAUUUCCUCAGUACAAAGGCGCUGCCAUAAACGUGUACCCCAAUUUCGGUGGAUUCUCAACAGCGACUUACCAUCCCCUGCAAGCGCAGCCGCAACUGCAUUUCGGGCAUUCGAAUCAGCGUCGACCGGUUGAAAAUCGUCCUAAUGAAGGGAUUCUUUACGACGUCGAGAUUAUUACUAAGAAACCUAUGCCUCCGCCUAAAAAGGACGAAGAAGAUGAUGAUGGCAGUGAUAAGGAGGAUGACGAAGGUCAAACAGGAGAGAAAGAGUAUGGACCAGAUUCGGAUGACGAUAGCGACUACGAGCAUAAACCAGAGAAGCACUUCGAGUCGCCAGCUAUGGAAGGUGACUUCAAGCCCUCCUCGAAUCCGUUCAAGCAGUACGACAAGAAAUUUGGCAAGUAUUCAAGCCGGGAUCGUGACGAGGAAACCGACGAGAAGACGUUUCCCAAAUACAAUGACGAUAAUCAUGAUGAACGUGCUAAAUAUCAAUCGGAUGGUUCCUCGUCCAAGCCUUUGUACGACAGACGAGAAAACAACGAAGAGAAUGACGAGACGCAGGAAAGCGAAGAAACCUCGGACGAUACCCAUAAGUCAAAAUAUUUCGACUACGACGAAGAGUUCAAACCAUCGAGACGAAAUAAUUUUAAGUAUUACAAGAAUUCUCAAGAUUUCCAAGACACCGAUGGACACAGUUCUGACAUCGUAACGAGUUUUUCACCAAAACACGAGGGAAGCUUCGGAUACAAAAUACGAAGAAACAAGGGAUUGUAA
This is a messenger RNA of Ceratina calcarata, 1416 nucleotides long. Its product is annotated as formin-J. Lineage: Eukaryota; Metazoa; Arthropoda; Insecta; Hymenoptera; Apidae. The transcript has 4 exons. The coding region runs from base 1 to 1416 and encodes 471 amino acids. The record is from RefSeq and is a predicted model, not a curated record.